AUGAUGGAAAGUGAAAUAUACAACGCAUGUCGACAUAAUGACAUUAAUUUCGUCCGAGCAUUAAUUGAAACAUGUCCAAAUGGUGCAAACAUCAAUAUACUGGAGCCAAAUGGAAGCACUGCUUUACAUUUGGUUUGUAGUAAUGGGUAUACAAAUAUUGCUCGACUUCUUCUGAAUGACCAUCGAGUUGAUAGACAUCAAACGGAUAGAAAUGGUCGAACUGCUUAUCAAGUUGCAUCCACAGAAGAUAUUCGUCAGUUUUUUUCUCGACAUGGGCAAUCUGAUAAUCCAUUUUGUACUGACGAAACUGCGCUGAAUCCAAUGGAAAUUUUUAUUAAUGAAAAUUCGUCCGAUUCACAUUACACUACUUACUAUCCUUCUGAAGCACCGAUAAACUCAGAAUGUCUUCAUAGAGUUUACACUGAAGAUUACAAUACAAUUACUCUUCCAGCAUUUAACGCAUUAAGGCGCUUUUUUGGAAAUGAUCCCGAGAAAAAGAAAGUUGACAAAUGGGUCGAAGAUCUACAAGUCCACCUGACACAAUGCUUCACCGCAGAGGAUUGUCAACUCAGAUCUGCAGAUCAUUCAAGCGCAUAUAAAUGUAUCGAAGGUUAUCAGAAAACAAGAAAUGUUGAAAAUCUGCUGAGACUUUAUACCUUGCAUACAACGAUAUGUGCAUACUUUUCACAGGAUUCAACCAAAACAAAUGAUCUUUGUGCACCGAUUUUAUUUCAUUUAUCAAGUAUCGGAGAACGCGCUUACGAAGGACUUUCUUUUCGUGGUUUAACCAUGAAAGAAAACGAGUUUAAGAAAUACAAACGUGCAUUAUAUACCGAGCGAUCGUUUAUACGAACAAAUACUUUUUGCUCAACAUCAGUCGAUCCAUCAGUUGCAGAGAUGUUCAUUGAUCCAAGAAAGACAUCGGGAAUAAUUAACGUUAUUAUAAAAUUCGAGUUCGUGAAGAAAUGUUCAACAGCUAUCGCUCUCUUUUCCUCUUCAUCAAAAAUCAAAUGUGUCUCACAAUAUGAAGAUGAAAAAGAAGUACUUAUCCUUCCUGGAACGAUCUUUUCGGUGAUCAAUAUUCAAGAAGAUGAUCAAGUUCAAUACACAACGAUCCAUCUGAAAAAAUUCGAUGCAACUGAAAUAGAACAUGAAAUAAGUCAAGCAAGAUUUGAGAAUUAUAUCGAAAACAUGUUCACUGAUUAA
Molecule: messenger RNA, 1206 nt
Organism: Adineta ricciae
Lineage: Eukaryota; Metazoa; Rotifera; Eurotatoria; Adinetida; Adinetidae
Source: the annotation of a GenBank genome assembly